Messenger RNA from Larimichthys crocea (large yellow croaker), 3964 nucleotides. It is a transcript of the gene tmem87b, whose product is annotated as transmembrane protein 87B. Gene Ontology annotation, cellular component: Golgi cisterna membrane; Golgi apparatus. The coding region runs from base 42 to 1799 and encodes 585 amino acids. The record is from RefSeq and is a predicted model, not a curated record. The transcript has 19 exons. Gene Ontology annotation, biological process: retrograde transport, endosome to Golgi. NCBI's taxonomy places the organism in Eukaryota, Metazoa, Chordata, Actinopteri, Sciaenidae.
UGUUUGUAGUCCAGGCAGCUUCACCUCCUUCCUCUCGGUUGAUGCGUUCACGGCGCCUCCUACAGGGGAGUGCUCAACCCACAACGAACAUGGCUGCUACAGACAGGAUGAGGACGUGGAGCUGUCGGACCAGAGGAGUUUUCUACCCAUGGAUACUCGUCUUUAUUAUUUCACUUACUACCAUAAAUGUGGCUGUGGCAGCACCGGAGACAGGGCUUUGGAAUGUCACAGUUGUAAAUACCUCAAGACCACUGUUGUUAAGGAAAUCCAUGUAUAAAGACACCGAUAUCGAAUUGAAAGUUCUGUCUUUUAGCUGUCCUGAGGAUGUCACCUUUACGGUUCACUGGUAUUUAAAAUACUACCCCUGUCACAAUGAAUUCAACAAUAUUGAAGAAAUGUAUGAGAAAACACCUUUGAGUCGUGGGGAGGGCCUGGAUCCAAAUCCCCUCUCGCCAGGAGAGUUCAUCGAACACAAACAUGCCCCAAUACUGUGUAGCAAUGGAAUGCGCACCCUUAAAAUGCUCAGGAAAGCCAAGGCAGACCCUCGACCAGUCAGUCCACCUGGUGAAGCGCCAGAUGAGAAUGACACUAGGUGGAUUACAGAGGAAUACAACAACAGUGCCAUAAUAAACAGAAGUUUACAUAUCAAAGACGAUGUCAUAGCCACGACGUGGAAGGAUGGACCUUACCUGCUGGUUGUUAAGAUUGUGUCCAGUAAACAGGAUGCCAACUGGAAUUUAACAGUUAAGGUGGUGAUGAAGGGCAGCCACGGCUACAUUUCUAUCACAGAAUGGCCACUUAUGAUUUUCUACAUGGUGAUGUGCAUAGUGUACAUCCUGUACGCCCUGCUGUGGUUUAUCUGGGCAGCGUGCUACUGGAAGGAUCUCCUACGGAUCCAGUUCUGGAUAGCAGGGGUCAUAUUCCUCGGCAUGGUGGAGAAGGCCGUCUUCUGUGCUGAAUAUGAAAACACCAACACUGUGGGCUCUGCUUCUCCAGGCCUGUUAAUCUUUGCCGAGCUGGUCUCUGCCCUCAAGAGGACUUUGGCUCGAUUGCUCGUUAUCAUCGUCAGCCUCGGAUAUGGCAUUGUAAAGCCUCGUCUGGGCACAGUGAUGCACAGAGUUGUGGGGCUUGGCGUCCUCUACUUUGCCUUUGCGAGCAUUGAAGGCGUCCUUAGGAUUACUGGGGGUCGAGACAAUGGCCCUGUUCUCAUUACAGAUAUUGCUCUGGCUGUGUUUGACUCUGCAGCCAUCUGGUUCAUCUUUGUCAGCCUGGCACAAACCAUCAAGACUCUGAAGCUGAGGAGAAACCCUGUCAAGUUGUCUCUCUACAGGCACUUUACAAACACACUAAUAUUUGCUGUCAUUGCCUCCAUCAUUUUCAUGGGUUGGACAGCAAAGAAAUUCAGGCUAGCAGAAUGCCAGUCUGACUGGAUCGAGCUGUGGGUGGAAGAUGCUUUCUGGAGGUUCUUGUUCUCCGUCAUUCUCUUCGUCAUAAUGUUUUUAUGGAGACCAUCUGCAAACAACCAAAGGUAUGCUUUCACACCUCUCAUUGACGACUCUGAUGAUGAGGAGAUUGAGGAGUUCGUCGCUUCUGCAAACCUUGCUGAUGGCAUUAAGUUGAGGACAUCUAAAAAUGAGACGAACGGCACAGUGAAGCCUGCUGAAACAAACCCAGAGGACGACUUGAAGUGGGUGGAGGAUAACAUUCCUAGCUCUCUAAGUGAUGUAGCUCUACCAGUCCUGCUGGACUCAGAUGAGGAAAUCAUGACGACCAGAUAUGAGAUGUCAAAGCUGGAGUGAGGCAAAACAGUUCCAUUCAUCAGCUGACAUGGAGGACAUAGCAGCUGUCCUGACUCUGCAGCAGGGUUUUCUCCAGAAUUUCCUCGGGUGGUGGUGGUGGAGUGCCAUUUAGUUUUUCGGGGAUUUUCCUUUCCGGUUGCUACUAUUAAGGUUGGAGCAGGCCCCAAUUUAGGGCGACCUCUGCUCAUUUUCAAUGACUCUAACAGAGGAAAACUGUCUUUUCAGUGACCAAGUGGUAAACUAUUUCAUUGAUAUGAUCUGUUUUGAGCCUUUCUUUCCAAAGAGAAUGUUUCAUUUUAUAUUAAGUGCUAUAUUUAUUUCUGUCAUGUUCAUGUGAAUUUAUUUAAUUGGAGAAUUAAGAACAGUGGGUCUCAUGCAUGAACAUACUCUCAAUUAUACAUUAAAGGUCUGGUGUGUAGGAUUUAGUGACAUCUAGUGCUGAGAUGGCAGACUGCAAUCAGAUGAAUACCCCUCACCUUAUCUUCCCAAGCUUGUAGGAGAGACUACGUGGGUGCAAAAACUCAAACGAAGUGUUUACUUUGUCCAUUCUAGGCUAUUGUAGAAACGUGGAUGUAAAAGGCUCAUUCUAAGGUAAUGAAAACACUCCAGUUCUUGUUUUCAGGUGAUUACACACUAAUUGAAUUGUACUUAUGAAUAAUUAAUUCCUGCCAUAUUCUGCCAAUAGAUCCCCUAAAUCCUAAACACUGGACUUUUCAGGGUAUCUAGAUAUUAUUGGCUGAUUGUAAUAAAAUAAUAUGCUUAUUUAUGAUGGGGAAACAUUAUUUAAAGGACUUUUGUCAGCAAUUCACAUCAAGACGGAUUUAUCUAAGUUAUUUUUACCACCAGAAGAGAGACAGAGAAUAUGACUUUAACGUGUUUAUUGAUUUAUAUAUGCAAUUCAGUGAGCAGUAUGUCUUUUUCAUGUGUCUGAGUGUUUGAAGUAAACUUUUUUUUUUAAAACUGAGACAAGAAAAUCUACCAACACAAUGAACAUUUGCUCUUUGAAGAUAAAGGCUAUGCCUACAUGUAGUUCUUGUAUGAGGCUUAAUCUGUUCAGGUAAUUGUGUGUUAAAAGUGUUGUUCAUGUCUCAGAUUGAAACUUCCCGGCAUCCUCAGUAUUGGUGCGUGAAUGAGCCUGAGAUGAGAGAAAUGAAGUACAAAAAUGAUUUGUACAUUUUGAAUUCAAUGUUACUGGGUUCCGUAGUGUAGAAUUGGGGUUUUCAGUCACGUUUUAAAUCUACUGUAUGUGUGUGUCUUCUGAAAUGAAGAGCAAUAUAGUGUAUGUAUGUUGAUAUUGAGUUCAUUAUUUAUUUCUGUUUUAAGUGUACUUAUACCUUCUUUUUAAGUGUGUGUUCACCCAUGUUUACUUAGGUGUGUUUACAAUGUGUGCUUCCAUUUUUGUAACGCAGUGGACCCUUAACAAUCUCACAAUGGGUUAGGCAAGCAGCAAACAGCAGCUUCUUUCUUAUUUCUUUGCACUGUUUGCCUUCUUUGCUGAUGAAAAUCAUUGUGUUGGAUUCACAGGCACCUUAAUAACAUGUAUGUUCUUUCAUAGAAGUCUUAAUAUGUUUAUUUGUGUCAUUGUUUUUGAAAAUGGCUGGCCUGGUGUUUUUGUCAGUGUAGUUUUUGGAGUAGGGAUGGUUCUUCAUGUAUGUUGUCUUGAGUCAGUGUAGCAGCAGGACUUGUAAUAUUGUCUGUCUAGGCCAUCGCAUAUUAUGACACAUUAGAUAAGUUAUGUGGUUAGCACAAGCACAAGCUGAUCACUUUGGCUUAUUAUGUUCCCGUUCCUUUCUUUUUUGGUUGGAAACCUGGAAUAAUUGUGCUUAUUAUGGCAAGCUGUCCUUCUGUUAUAUAAAACUGCAGACACCUGCAAUGGACCUCAAUUAUUUGUACAGAUGGGUUUUGGCUGAUUCCUGUUAUUUCAUAAUUCCACAGGUGGAGAGGUGUCUGGAUAAUAUGAGUCGUCUUUUUUUUUUCUCUCUCUCUCUCUCUUUUCAUGGAUGUCAUGAAAAACUGGGCUUGAACUUUUCAUACCAGCAGUUUUAUUCUCUCUUCCUUCUCAGGAAGUGUGCACACUGAUUAAAAAUGAAUCAAAAUGCAGUUGAAUGUUUGUUUCCUGAUCUAUGAUUUUCAGUAUUCAUUUGGUAAUAAAAAAAAAAUACAUA